GCCCCCACCGGACACGGCCCCCGCCCUGCAAGCCCAGCGUGGUCCGCCUGUGCCCCACCAUGGAGGACCUGGAUGCCCUGCUCUCUGACCUGGAGACCACCACCUCACACAUGCCGCGGCCAGGGGCUCCAAAAGAGCGACCCCCAGAGCCCCUCACGUCUCCCCUGCCCUAUGGCCACCAGCCACAGGUGGGGACUGGGGAGUCUUCCGGCUCUGGGGACAAGGACCAUCUAUACAGUACGGUAUGCAAGCCUCAGUCCCCAAAGCCUGCGGCCCCUGCGGCUCCUCCAUUCUCCUCUUCCAGCGGUGUCCUGGGCUCGGGACUGUGUGAGCUAGACCGGUUGCUUCAGGAACUUAAUGCUACUCAGUUCAACAUCACAGAUGAAAUAAUGUCUCAGUUCCCAUCUAGCAAGGAGACCGCCGGGGAGCAGAAGGAGGACCAGUCUGAGGACAAGAAAAGGCCCAGCCUACCUCCCAGCCCAUCCCCUGUUCUCCCAAAGCCUUCGGCCACCUCGGCCACCCUGGAGCUGGACAGACUGAUGGCCUCACUCUCUGACUUCCGAGUCCAGAACCAUCUUCCAGCUCCUGGGCCAACCCAGACACCGGUGCCAAGCUCCGUGAACGAGGGCUCCCCAUCCCCACCGGGGCCCGCAAGCAAAGGCAGCCUAGACACCAUGCUGGGGCUGCUGCAGUCCGACCUCAGCCGCCGUGGCAUUCCCACCCAGGCCAAGGGCCUCUGUGGCUCCUGCAACAAACCCAUCGCUGGGCAAGUGGUGACUGCGCUGGGGCGCGCUUGGCACCCUGAGCACUUCGUUUGUAGUGGCUGUUCCACCGCCCUGGGAGGCAGCAGCUUUUUCGAAAAGGAUGGAGCCCCCUUCUGCCCUGAGUGCUACUUCGAGCGCUUCUCCCCGCGAUGUGGCCUCUGCAAUCAACCCAUUCGACAUAAGAUGGUUACUGCCCUGGGCACCCACUGGCACCCGGAGCAUUUCUGCUGCGUCAGCUGCGGGGAGCCCUUCGGAGAGGAGGGUUUCCACGAGCGCGAGGGCCGCCCCUACUGCCGCCGGGACUUCCUGCAGCUGUUCGCCCCGCGCUGCCAGGGCUGCCAGGGCCCCAUCCUGGACAACUACAUCUCGGCGCUCAGCGCGCUCUGGCACCCGGACUGCUUCGUCUGCAGGGAGUGCUUCGCGCCCUUCUCUGCGGGCAGCUUCUUCGAGCACGAGGGCCGCCCGCUGUGCGAGAACCAUUUCCACGCGCGGCGCGGCUCGCUGUGCGCCACGUGUGGCCUCCCGGUGACCGGCCGCUGCGUGUCGGCCCUGGGCCGGCGCUUCCACCCGGACCACUUCACCUGCACCUUCUGCCUGCGCGCGCUCACCAAGGGCUCCUUCCAGGAGCGCGCCGGCAAGCCCUACUGCCAGCCCUGCUUCCUCAAGCUCUUCGGCUGACCCUCCCCAAACGCCCCCCCACCCCCCACCGGUGCUGUGCCCGCCCCAAGGCCGCGCU
Molecule: messenger RNA, 1500 nt
Organism: Myotis lucifugus (little brown bat)
Lineage: Eukaryota; Metazoa; Chordata; Mammalia; Chiroptera; Vespertilionidae
Gene: TGFB1I1
Product: transforming growth factor beta 1 induced transcript 1
Source: RefSeq, a predicted model, not a curated record